Molecule: messenger RNA, 1291 nt
Organism: Populus euphratica (Euphrates poplar)
Lineage: Eukaryota; Viridiplantae; Streptophyta; Magnoliopsida; Malpighiales; Salicaceae
Product: nuclear transcription factor Y subunit A-7-like
Exons: 6
Coding region: 195-818 (207 amino acids)
Biological process (GO): regulation of DNA-templated transcription
Cellular component (GO): CCAAT-binding factor complex
Molecular function (GO): DNA binding; DNA-binding transcription factor activity
Source: RefSeq, a predicted model, not a curated record
ACAAUAACAGAGGAAAACUUUCUUCUUUUUCCUUUUAUUUUUAUUAACCUGCAGAAGCAACAGAGAAUUGUGAAAAUCAACAGAACAACAAGAACCAUAAAACUGCCUGCCUCUCUCCCUCUCUCUGCAAAACAAAAACAAGGGGAAGUUUCUCUUGAAGAUUUGAGCUUAGGGACUGUGGACAUAACAGCCUCAUGACUUCUUCCGUGCAUGAUCUUUCUGAUAAUAGUGAAGCUGGUGAGCAAAAACACUCAGAACCCCAGGUACAGACUUCUUCUCCUGCAAAUGCACUGGCACACCCUGGCAUCUCACCUCCAAAUUUUCAGUGUGCAACUCCACAGCUUGGAGCAGGACAUGCUAUGGCACCGGCAGCUUACCCAUAUCCAGAUCCUUAUUAUAGAAGCAUCUUUGCUCCAUAUGAUGCUCAGCCAUAUGCUCCACAGCCCUAUGGUGCACAACCGAUGGUCCAUCUUCAAUUGAUGGGAAUUCAGCAAGCUGGAGUUCCUUUGCCAUCUGAUGCUGUUGAGGAACCUGUGUUUGUUAAUGCAAAACAGUAUCAUGGUAUCUUGAGACGACGGCAAUCUCGUGCAAAAGCUGAAUUAGAGAACAAAGCAAUCAAGUCUCGGAAGCCAUACUUGCAUGAAUCUCGACAUCAGCAUGCACUAAAAAGAGCUAGAGGAUGUGGGGGUCGGUUUCUCAAUUCGAAGAAAAAAGAGAAUCAACAACAGAAUGACAUGGCCCCAGGUGACAAACCGCAAUCUAAUAUCAAUCUUAAUGCCAAUAAAAAUGAUAUUGCUUCCUUGGAUGACAAGUCUUGAUACAGUGGAAGCGAUGGUGUUGCGUGCGAUUAGCUCAGAAAACAGUUAUUCGUAGAAUGGGGAUUCAGGAAACCCAUAGCCCUAUAGUGCCAGUAUUUCUUUAUUGUGGCUCUACCUACGAGUCAUCAGUAUGUAUAGCGUUUUCCAGUAGUUGGUUUGUAGGAUGUUGCAAAGAUGAAGUAGACUGUAAUUAAGAGGUGUUCAUCAUUAUCUUUGCUCCAGUGGAUUUUUUCCAGUUGCUGCGCUUUCUUCAUGAGGAGAAUGAUGGUUAAGUUUGCUUGCUUUUAUGAAGCGGUGAGGCUUAAGACUUCUCUGCACAAAAUUGGAGUGAUGUUAAUUAGCUGGGUGGGUUAUGUUUCAUUAGCUUAGUGAAAAUCUUGAUUUGCUGUUUCUAUGCACAAUCAGAGCCCUUUCAUUACUUGUUAUUUUUCGACUUAUCGAAUAAGAUGGAUGGUUUGACAGAUAUUGGUGUG